Oncorhynchus keta (chum salmon) is the source of this 2041-nucleotide messenger RNA. It is a transcript of the gene casp3b, whose product is annotated as caspase 3, apoptosis-related cysteine peptidase b. Gene Ontology annotation, cellular component: cytoplasm. The transcript has 7 exons. Gene Ontology annotation, biological process: neuron differentiation; positive regulation of apoptotic process; erythrocyte differentiation. Lineage: Eukaryota; Metazoa; Chordata; Actinopteri; Salmoniformes; Salmonidae. The record is from RefSeq and is a predicted model, not a curated record. The coding region runs from base 305 to 1150 and encodes 281 amino acids.
UUAAGACCAAAAAGCACAUUUUUGUUUUCAUGAAUUGUUACGAUAUUGCCAAUUUUGACUUUGGGGUUGUGGCAACUCGUGGGAAAACCUGCCCACACACUAAACUACGGCGUUUGAUUGGCGCGAUAACUAGCUUUUUUUUUUUUUUUUUUUUUUUUACAAUUCUCAAUCUCAUGAACAAGUCACAGGCAAAUUGGGAAGGCUUUACGUUUUCGCUGUCACCUGUGUAUUUCAACGGUUUAACGCAAAUACAACUAUAACGCUAGGCGUUGUAAAGACUGAUUGCACAACUGAGAUUGGCACCAUGUCUGAUUUGGUGGAUGCCAAAUGCAUAACUGCACAAUGGCCAGGGAGUCCCUCACUGCCAAGGUUUACUAUAGAGAAUCAGAAAGUAGAUGCUAGGCCUCCAGCUGACAUGUACACAUAUAAAAUGAACUACCCCAGCCUUGGACAAUGUGUCAUCAUCAACAACAAGAACUUUGACAGGAGAACAGGAAUGAGUUCUCGCAAGGGAACAGAUGUGGAUGCUGGCUAUGCAAGGAAAGUGUUUGAACGUUUGGGGUACAACGUGAAAGUUGCCAAUGACCAGACAGUGCAGCAGAUCCAACAGCUGCUUUACACUGUGUCUCAAGACAACCACAGCCAGUCAGCCUCCUUUGUGUGUGUGAUGCUGAGCCAUGGAGGAGAGGGUGUGUUCUAUGGCACAGAUGGAAAUGUGGAGCUCCAGAAGCUCACCGGACUCUUCAGGGGCGACCGCUGCAAAACGCUGGUGGGAAAGCCCAAACUCUUCUUCAUCCAGGCGUGCCGUGGCUCUGAUCUGGACUGUGGAAUAGAGACAGACAGUGCUGCUGGUGGAAUAGAGACAGACAGCGUUGCUGGUAACUAUCCAGAGAGGAUUCCAGUGGAGGCAGACUUUCUCUAUGCUUACUCUACAGCCCCAGGCUACUACUCCUGGAGGAACACCGACAAGGGCUCCUGGUUCAUCCAGGCCCUCUGUGAGAUGUUACAAAGGUACGGCAAACAGCUGGACAUUAUGCAGAUCAUGACACGUGUUAACCACAAGGUGGCACAUGACUUCGAGGCUUCCGCCAACAAGCAGAUCCCUUGCAUUGUGUCUAUGUUGACCAAACAUCUCUACUUUCCACAGUGAUUGUAUAUCCUGUGGGACCAUUUUACAUAUUUGCACAGUGUCUGCUGGGGUUCUAAAGACCAUUAAAUAAUACAGAGGGAUUCUCUGCACUGGACCAAAUACCACUGUGGAUAAUCACUUAUUCAAAUACUUCUGUUUGGGGAAAGUCUAAAAGCGAAAAGUUAUUAAAUGUUUACCCUUGAGGCCUAAAGGGCAUUAUGUUGGACCAAAGAGAAUUGAGUAUUGACUACGCAAUAGCAGUACUUGCUAUUGAUAUGUAGUUCAUUAAUUUGGAAUGGAAUUAAAAUGCUCUGAAUUGUAGGGUAGAUACAUGUUCAGAUAACAUGGAAUGAAAGUCACUCCGGCUUUAAUAGUAUUGUAAAGUUGUGUUCUGUCUCUCUAUAUAAAUAAUCUGUCACCCGUGAGGUGUUUUUUCAUCAUUUGCACAUUCAAAUAGGGUACUACAUGAAUAAAGGAGAUUUUAUCCUUGGUAAAUUGUGUUCCCAAGAAAGAACAUUUAUGUAAAUGGGAUUUCAAGAAAAAAAAUGUAAGAAAAUAUAGAAACAUGUUGUUGAUUCCUGGUGCAAGAAUUUCUUGCAUCCUAUUGUGAAAUAAUGUUUGUGAUUUCAUUGUGAUAGAUUUUCAUAUGGAAUACUAACAUAUCAUGGUUAUUCAAAAGUUGGGAACUGUCUUUAUCCAACACUUGGACAUCUGAAUGGGUGGGACUUGCAGAGUGUUUGGCCUCAGAUAAGAUGUCUGCAGGGCCAAGGCGCUUGCAUUUCCUGUGUUAGGGGCCAGGGAAACCACACUGCCUCUGCUUUGCCUUUCUGACAAUACUGACCAGAAACUAAAGGUUUUACUUCCAUCAAUUUCAAAUAAAAAAGACAGUUCAUUAAUCAUGGGCAAAAAUUA